AACGAGGAGCUGCGGCCACCUCCUGUGGUCGUCGGUGGUGUUCUACCAGACCCCGGGCUAGAGGUGACCGCCUGCGUGCUGCUCUCCACCAAGGCCGUGUACUUUGUGCUGCACGAUGGCCUCCGCCGCUACUUUCUCGGAGCCGCUGCAGGAUUUCUGGCAUCAGAAAAACGCCGACUACAACAACAGUCCCUUCCACAUCUCUCAGUGCUUUGUUUUAAAACUCAGCGACCUGCAGGUAGUCAAUGUUGGACUCUUCGACCAGUAUUUCCGGCUGACGGGCUCCUCUCCGGCGCAGGUGGUUACAUGCUUGACACGGGACAGCUACCUGACACACUGCUUCCUCCAGCACCUCAUGGCCGUGCUCUCCUUGCUGGAACGCACGCCCUCACCUGAGCCUGUCGACAAAGACUUCUACUCCGAGUUUGGAAACAAGACCACAGGGAAGAUGGAGAACUAUGAGCUGAUCCACUCAAGCCGUGUCAAGUUCACCUACCCCAGUGAGGAGGAGGUCGGGGACCUGACAUUCACUGUGGCCCAGAAGGUGGCUGACCCAGAGAAGGCGCCGUCCCUCAGCAUCCUGCUGUACGUGCAGGCCUUCCAGGGAGUCGGAGGCCUGCACGUGCCCUCAGCAGCUGGAAAGGUAGAGGCAGACGGACCUGAUUCAGAGGCUGCCCUCUCCCCCAAGCACCAGAACCCCCCAGAGCUUCUGAACGAAACAUGCUGGGCUUGCAGAGCUCGUUCUCCACGCCGGCUGCCCCAGUUCUGUCCUGGACAGCGUGCCCGCCAGCCACCACCAGCCAUGGCAGGGCCCUGGGACCACCUCCUGCUCUGCCUCCUGGCCCUCUGCCUGGCAGGCUCCAGCUUCAUCGGGGAGCAGAAGGUACAGUCCAGACGCUGCGACAUGAAGACCAAGUUUGUCACUCACAUACCCUGCACCCCGUGCCCUGCCAUCAAGAAGCGGGUGUGUCCCUCGGGCUGGCUUCGGGAGUUCCCAGAGAAGAUCUCACAGGACUGCCGAUAUGAGGUCCAGCUGGGGGACUCUUUGUUGUCUGUGAGCGGCUGCAGCCUGGAGUGCUCGAAGGACGUGGUGCAGAAGGCCUGCUGCCCUGGCUACUGGGGGUCCCAGUGCUAUGAGUGCCCUGGGGGUGCCGAGACCCCAUGCAACAGCCACGGAACCUGCCUGGAUGGCAUAGACAGGAACGGGACCUGUGUGUGCCAGGAAAACUUCAGCGGCUCAGCCUGCCAGGAGUGUAGAGACCCCAACCGGUUCGGUCCUGCCUGCCAGUCAGUCUGCAGCUGUGUGCAUGGCGUGUGCCGCCAUGGGCCACUCGGGGAUGGAAGCUGCCUGUGCUUUGCUGGAUUCACUGGACCCCACUGUGACCAAGAGCUCCCCGUCUGCCAGGCCCUGAACUGUCCUCAGAACUCCCAGUGCUCUGCAGAGGCCCCUACCUGCAGCUGCCUGCCUGGCCACACCCAGCAGGACGGCGAAUGCCUAGCCCCUGACCCCUGCCAGCCGUCGCCCUGCUCCCCAGUUGCCCAGUGCUCCGUGAGCCCCAGGGGGCAGGCACAGUGUCGCUGCCCUGAGAACUACCAUGGGGACGGAACAGUGUGUCUGCCCCAGGACCCAUGCACCACCAACAACGGCGGCUGCCCCAGCAACUCCACCUUAUGUCUGUACAAGAGGCCAGGACAGGCCACCUGCUCAUGUAAGCCAGGCCUGGUCAGCACCAACCACAAUGCCUCCGCGGGCUGCUUCGCCUACUGCUUCCCCUACUCCUGUGACCGGUCAGCCACCUGCCAGGUGACCCCUGAUGGAAAGACCAGCUGUGUGUGCAAGGAGGGCGAGGUGGGAGAUGGGCGUGCCUGCUACGGCCACCUGCUUCACGAGGUGCAGAAGGCCAGCCAGACGAGCAUGACGUUACUGCGGCUGAGAGUCGCCUUUGCCAUGCUGGACCAGGGCUGCCGGGAGAUCCUCAGCACGUCGGGCCCAUUCACCGUGCUGGCACCGUCCAUAUCCUCCAGGACCAUGAACGCAUCCCUUGCCCAGCAGCUCUGCAGACAGCACAUCAUCGCAGGGCAGCACAUGCUGGAGGAGUCAGGGACCCAGCCUACACGCAGGUGGUGGACGCUGGCUGGACAGGAGAUCACCGUCACUUUCAGCCGCUUCAGGAAAUACACCUACAAGUACAAAGACCAGCCCCAGCAGACAUUCACCAUCCACAAGGCCAACUACCCAGCAGCCAAUGGCAUCUUCCACGUGGUCACUGCCCUGCGGUGGCAGCCCCCACCAGAGCUCCCUGAGGACCCCAAGAGGACCAUCGGCCAGAUCCUUGCCUCCACUGAGGCCUUCACCCGGUUUGAAACCAUCCUGGAGAACUGUGGGCUGCCCUCCUUCCUGGAUGGCCCUGGGCCCUUCACAGUCUUUGCCCCCAGCAAUGAGGCAGUGGAUGGCAUGCGGGACGGCCGCCUGGUCUACCUCUUCACAGCGGGUCUCUCCAAACUGCAGGAGCUGGUGAGGUACCAUGUCUAUAGCCACGGCCAGGUGAGAGGUCCUCUGGGAGGGUGGCUGGCUUACACCUGCCAAUGGGCUGUCAGAGGGUUUGUCUGCAGAUUCCAGUCUUCUGGGGGGCCCCUUCUCCUCUCCCCACCCAUCUGGACUCUACAGGACAGAGGAGAGCCUGGGGACCAAGGUGGUAGCUGCGAGUCACCUGGGCAGGACUGGGUGUGGCCCCAAGGUUGGCUAGUGCCCGGCCUAAGGCCACUCUCUCCUCCACCCCAGCUGACUGUUGAGAAGCUCAUCUCCAAGGGCCGGGUCCUCACCAUGGCAAACCAGGUCCUGGCUGUGAAUAUCUCGGAGGAGGGGCGCAUCCUGCUGGGGCCUGAGGGGGUCCCCCUACGGAGAGUGGAUGUGCUGGCUGCCAACGGCGUCAUCCACAUGCUGGAGGGCAUCCUGCUGCCCCCGACCAUCCUGCCCAUCCUGCCCAAGCUCUGCAACGAAGAGCAGCACAAGGUCGUGGCGGGCUCCUGUGUGGACUGCCAAGCCCUGAACACCAGCAUGUGCCCCCCCAACAGCAUGAAGCUGGACAUCUCCCCUGAGGAGUGUGUCUACAUCCAUGACCCUACUGGGCUGAACGUCCUGAAGAAGGGCUGCGCCCACUACUGCAACCAGACCAUCCUGAAACCUGGCUGCUGCAAAGGGUUUUUUGGGCCUGACUGUGUGCAGUGUCCUGGGGGCUUCUCCAACCCCUGCUAUGGCAAAGGCAACUGCAGUGAUGGGGUCCAGGGCAGCGGGGCCUGCCUCUGCUUCCCAGACUACAAGGGCAUCGCCUGCCACAUCUGCUCCAACCCAAACAAGCAUGGAGACCAGUGCCGGGAAGACUGCGGCUGUGUCCACGGUCUAUGUGACAACCGUCCAGGCAGUGGGGGGGUGUGCCAGCGUGGCACAUGUGCCCCAGGCUUCAGUGGCCGCUUCUGCAACGAGUCCACAGGGAACUGUGGGCCCACAGAACAGGCCCAGCAGUGCCACCUGCAUGCCCGCUGCGUUAACCAGGGGGAUGUUGCCAGGUGUCUCUGUCUCGAUGGCUUUGAGGGUGACGGCUUCUCCUGCACACCCAGCAACCCCUGCUCUCGCCCAGACCGUGGCGGAUGCUCGGAGAAUGCUGAGUGUGUCCCUGGGGCCCCAGGCACCCACCACUGCACGUGCCACAAGGGCUGGAGUGGGGACGGUCGUGUCUGCGUGGCCAUCGAUGAGUGUGAGCUGGAUGUGCGAGGCGGCUGCCACGCUGACGCCCUCUGCAGCUAUGUGGGACCCGGGCAGAGCCAGUGCACCUGCAAGCUGGGAUUCGCGGGAGACGGCUACGUGUGCAGUCCCAUUGACCCCUGCCGGGCAGGCAACGGUGGCUGCCAUGAUCUGGCCACCUGCCGGGCAGUGGGAGGAGGUCAGCGGGUCUGCACAUGCCCCCCUGGCUAUGGGGGUGAUGGCUUCAGCUGCUACGGAGACAUCUUCCAAGAGCUGGAGGCAAAUGCCCACUUCUCCAUCUUCUACCAGUGGAUCAAGGGGGCCGGCAUCACUCUUCCUGCUGACAGCCGAGUCACAGCCCUGGUGCCCUCGGAGUCUGCCAUCCGUAGGCUGAGCCCUGAGGACCAGGCCUUCUGGCUGCAGCCGAGGAUGCUACCGCAAGUGGUCAGGGCCCAUUUUCUCCAGGGCGCCCUGUCUGAGGAGGAGCUGGCCCGGCUGGACGGGCAGAGUGUAGCCACCCUGAGCCCCACCGCACGCUGGGAGAUUCACAACAUCAGUGGGAGGGUCUGGGUGCAGAAUGCCAGCGUGGACGUGGCUGACCUCCUUGCCACCAAUGGCGUCCUACAUGUCCUCAGUCAGGUCUUACUGCCUCCGAGAGGGGAUGUGCUGGGGGGGCAGGGAUUGCUGCAGCAGCUGGACUCAGUGCCUGCCUUCCACCUCUUCCGGGAGCUGCUGCAGCGCCACAGGCUGGUACCCCAGAUUGAGGCUGCCACCGCCUACACCAUCUUCGUGCCAACCAACCACUCUCUGGAGGCCCAGGCCAACAGCAGCGGCCUGGACUUGGACGUAGUGCGACACCAUGUGAUCCUGGGGGAGGCGCUUUCCACAGAGGCCCUGCACAGGGGGGGACACCGCAACUCCCUCCUGGGCCCUGUGCACUGGCUUGUCUUCUACAACCAUAGUGGCCAGCCUGAGGUGAACCACGUGCCGCUGGAAGGCCCUGUGCUGGAGGCCCCUGGCCGCUCACUGUUUGGCCUGUCCGGGGUCCUGACAGUGGGCUCAAGCCGCUGCCUGCACAGCCACGCAGAGGCCCUGCGGGAGAAAUGUGUAAAUUGCACCCGGAAAUUCCGCUGCACUCAAGGCUACCAGCUGGAGGACACCCCCAAGAAGAGCUGUGUCUACCGGUCUGGCGGCUCCUUCUCCCGGGGCUGUUCUUACACGUGUGCCAAGAAGAUCCAGGUGCCUGACUGCUGCCCUGGCUUCUUCGGCACACUGUGUGAGCCGUGCCCGGGGGGUCUGGGUGGUGUGUGCUCGGGCCACGGGCAGUGUCAGGACAGGCUCCUGGGCAGUGGGGAGUGCCGCUGCCACGAGGGCUUCCACGGAACGGCCUGUGAGAUGUGUGAGCUGGGCCGCUACGGGCCCAACUGCACUGGAGUGUGUGACUGUGCCCACGGGCUGUGCCAGGAGGGGCUCCGAGGGGACGGAAGCUGUGUCUGUAACGUGGGUUGGCAGGGCCUCCGCUGUGACCAGAAAAUCACUGGCCCUCAAUGCCCGCAGAAGUGUGACCCCAAUGCCAACUGCGUCCAGGACUCGGCUGCAGCCCCUGCCUGCGUCUGUGCCGCGGGGUACUCGGGCGACGGCAUCUACUGUGCAGUGGUGGACCCUUGUGCCCAUGACCACGGGGGCUGCUCCCCCCACGCCAACUGCACCAAUGUGGCACCUGGUCAGCGGACAUGCACCUGCCUGGAUGGCUACACGGGUGAUGGGGAGCUGUGCCAGGAAGUUAACAGCUGUCUCAUCCACCACGGGGGCUGCCACAUGCACGCCGAAUGUAUCCCCACAGGCCCCCAGCAGGAUUUGGGACAGGUCUCCUGCAGCUGCCGCGAGGGUUACAGUGGGGACGGCAUCCGGACUUGUGUGCUCCUGGACCCCUGCUCCCAGAACAAUGGAGGCUGCAGCCCCUAUGCUGUGUGCAAAAGCACAGGGGAUGGCCAGAGGAUGUGUACCUGCGAUGCAGUCCACACUGUGGGUGAUGGCUUCACCUGCCGUGCCCGAGUCGGCCUGGAGCUCCUUCGGGACAAGCAUGCCUCAUUCUUCAGCCUCCAUCUCCUGGAAUACAAGGAGCUCAAGGGGAAUGGGCCUUUCACAAUCUUUGUGCCGCAUGCAGAUCUAAUGACCAACCUGUCGCAGGAUGAGCUGGCCCGGAUUCGUGCCAAUCGCCAGCUUGUGUUCCGCUAUCACGUGGCUGGUUGCCGGCAGCUGCGAAGCCAGGAGCUGCUAGAGGAGGGCUAUGCCACCACACUCUCCGGGCACCCGCUGCGCUUCAGUGAGAGGGAGGGCAGCAUAUACAUCAAUGACUUCGCACGCAUGGUGAGCAGCGAUCAUGAGGCUGUGAACGGUGUCUUGCAUUUCAUCGACCGUGUCCUGCUGCCACCUGAAGCGCUGCACUGGGAGCCUGAUGCUGCCCCGAUUCCGCGGAGAAACUUCACCGCCGCUGCAGAGAGCUUCGGUUACAAGAUCUUCAGUGGCCUUGUGACGAUGGCUGGCCUGCUGCCCCUGCUUCGAGAUUCAUUCCAUAGGCCCUUCACAAUGCUGUGGCCCACAGACUCCGCCCUGCAAGCUUUGCCUCCCGAUCGCCAGGUCUGGCUAUACCAUAAAGACCACCGUGACAAGCUGGCAGCCAUUCUGCGGGGCCACGUGAUCCGCAACGUCGAGGCCUUGGCAUCUGACCUGCCCAACCUGGGCCCACUGCGCACCAUGCACGGGACCCUCAUCUCCUUCUCCUGCAGCCGUGCCCGGCCGGGUGAGCUCACGGUGGGAGAGGAGGACGCCCGGAUUGUGCAGCGACACCUGCCCUUUGAGGGGGGCCUGGCCUACGGCAUUGACCAGCUGCUGGAGCCACCUGGCCUUGGUGCCCGGUGUGACCGCUUUGAGACUCGGCCUCUGUGGCUGAAGGUUUGCAGCAUUUGUGGGCUGGAACCACCCUGUCCUGAGGGCUCACAGGAGCAGGGCAGCCCUGAAGCCUGCUGGCGUUACUUCUCAAAGUUCUGGACGUCUCCUCCGCUGCACUCCUUGGCACUGCGCAGUGUUUGGGCCCGGCCCAGCCACUGGGGUCAGCCCCAAGGCCUGGGCAGGGGCUGCUACCGCAACUGUGUCACCACCACCUGGAAGCCCAGCUGCUGCCCUGGUCACUAUGGCAGUGAGUGCCGAGCUUGCCCUGGGGGUGCCAGCAGCCCCUGUAAUGGCCAUGGCACGUGCAUGGACGGCAUGAGCGGCAGCGGGUACUGUAGGUGCCGUUCGAGGUUUGCCGGGAUGGCAUGUGAACUCUGUGCCCCGGGUGCCUUUGGACCCCUUUGCCAAGCCUGCAACUGUACCUCCCAUGGCCACUGCGAUGAGGGCUUGGGGGGCUCCGGCUCCUGCUUCUGUGAUGAGGGCUGGACUGGGCCACACUGUGAGGUGCAGCUGGAGCUGCAGCCUGUGUGUGCUCCACCCUGCGCAUCCCAGGCCGUGUGCCGCGCUGGCCACAGCUGUGAGUGCAGCCUGGGCUACGAAGGGGACGGCCGCACGUGCACAGUGGUAGACCUGUGCCAGGAUGGGCGUGGCGGCUGCAGCGAGCAUGCCAACUGCAGCCAGGUAGGCACAGUGGUCACCUGCACCUGCCUGCCCGACUAUGAGGGUGACGGCUGGAGCUGCCGGGCCCGCAACCCCUGUGAGGAUGGCCACCGCGGGGGCUGCAGCGAGCACGCCGACUGCCUGAGCACUGGACCGAACACACGGCGCUGUGCGUGCCACGCCGGCUACGUGGGUGAUGGACUGCAGUGUCUGGAGGAGCCUGAGCCGCCUGUGGACCGCUGCCUGGACCAGCCACCACCCUGUCACGUGGAUGCUGUGUGCACUGACCUGCACUUCCAGGAAAAACGAGCCGGUGUCUUCCACCUCCAGGCCCCCAGUGGCCCCUACAGCCUGAAUUUCUCACAGGCCGAGGCAGCUUGUGGGGCCCAAGGAGCUGUCCUUGCUUCUCUCCCUCAGCUCUCUGCUGCCCAGCAGCUGGGCCUUCACCUCUGCCUUGUGGGCUGGCUGGCCAAUGGCUCGGCUGCCCAUCCCGUCGUUUUCCCGGCAGCAGACUGUGGCGAUGGUCAGGUGGGCGUGGUCAGUCUGGGUGCCCGGGAGAACCUGUCGGAGCGCUGGGACGCCUACUGCUACCGCAUGCAAGACGUGGCCUGCCGAUGCCGCGAUGGCUUCGUGGGCGAUGGGGCCAGCGUGUGCAAUGGGAAGCUGCUUGAUGUACUGGCCACCACUGCCAACUUCUCCACCUUCUAUGGGAUGCUACUGGGCUACGCCAAUGCCACCCCGAGGGGUCUCGACUUCCUGGACUUCCUGGACGACGAGCUCACCUACAAGACACUCUUCGUCCCUGUCAACGAAGGCUUUAUGGACAACCUGACACUGAGCGGCCCAGACCUGGAGCUACACGCCUCCAAUACCACCUUCCUGAGCACCAACGCCAGCCAGGGUACCUUGCUUCCCGCCCACUCGGGCCUCAGCCUCAUCAUCAGUGACAUGGGCCCUGACAACAGUUCUCGGGCCCCUGUGGUCCCAGGAGCAGUUGUGGUUAGCCACGUCAUCGUGUGGGACAUCGUGGCCUUCAACGGCAUCAUCCACACUCUGGCCAGCCCCCUCUUGGCACCCCCGCAGCCUCGGGCAGUGGUGGCCCCGGAGGCCCAACCUGUGGCAGCAGGCGCGGGGGCUGUGGUAGCUGCUGGAGUGCUCCUUGGCCUCGCGGCCGGAGCCCUCUACCUUCGUGCCCGAAGCAGGUCCGCAGGCUUUGGCUUCUCUGCCUUCCAGGCGGAAGAUGAUGCUGCUGAUGACUUCUCCCCAUGGCAGGAAGGGACGAGCCCAACCCUGGUCUCUGUCCCCAACCCGGUCUUUGGUAGCCAUGAUGCCUUUUGUGAGCCCUUUGACUCCUCCCCUCAGGACUCACUCCUGGAGGACGACUUCCCUGACACCCAGAGGAUCCUCGAGGUCAAGUGACGCAGACGCAGCCGGUGCUGAAGCAGAGGCAUGAGCAGGAGGGAGGCGGCUUUUAUUGCCCAGAGUGGGUGGGACAGCAGGGGCUGGGCCUGGUCCAGACAAUAAAGGUACCCUCAGCGGA
This is a messenger RNA of Balaenoptera musculus (blue whale), 8894 nucleotides long. It is a transcript of the gene STAB1, whose product is annotated as stabilin 1. NCBI's taxonomy places the organism in Eukaryota, Metazoa, Chordata, Mammalia, Artiodactyla, Balaenopteridae. The transcript has 73 exons. Gene Ontology annotation, biological process: cell adhesion. Bases 116 to 8773 code for a protein of 2885 amino acids. Gene Ontology annotation, molecular function: hyaluronic acid binding; calcium ion binding. The record is from RefSeq and is a predicted model, not a curated record.